AGAAUAGCUUGCCUCGCGCAUAUGCAAUAAUUUCAGCACUUCUUACAUGUGCUAUGUCUCUAAUCUCGGACUUGACAGCUUACUUUCUUCGAGUACUUACCAGCUUUACAAGAGCCGGUACUCCGGCCGCUCUUACAAGUGAGUCUCCCAAGUGCCGUUUCCGUUUGGACAAUGACAGUUCGGACACCAUUACCCUCCCAGAUGGACGAAAGCUCGGUUACGCACAGUAUGGUUCGAAGGUGGGGCGGGCUAUCUUUUACCUACAUGGCCUUCCAGGCUCUCGCAUCGAAGCUGCCGCAUGGGACGAACUGGGCCUGAAAUUAGGUGCGCGUAUUAUCGCUGCGGACAGACCUGGCAUAGGUUGGAGCUCACCCCACCCGGGUCGAACACUCCUUGGUCAUCCGGAGGACUUGGAAUACCUUGCAAAGCAUCUCGAGCUGGAGGAGUAUGGGGUAUUGGGAAUAUCAGGAGGUGGGCCAUAUGCACUUGCUUGUGCAAUGUCAUUACCUUAUGCAAAACUCAAGUGUGUUUCGAUCGUCUGCGGGCUGGGGCCGCCUGACAUCGGUAUGAGAGGGGCGAAUUGGUGGCACUGGCUUGGAUUCACAUGGGGAUGGCGUUACAGUCCCCUCAUUUUCAUCCGCUGGUGGUUGCAAAGCGAGCCAUCAGGACGCUUAGACCUGACCGACGAAAGGCGUCUUCAGCUUCUGCAGCAGAGUGUGUCAAAGUCCGAGGGAUCAGCUCAGGUGAAAGACCUUGAAGUUAUGAAGGAUGAAGAUAUUCUCCGAUUGUAUUUGCGAUCAACUCGGGAAAGCUUUGCGCAGGGGUUUGAAGCGACACUACAGGAUGGCAGGGUGAUGUGCACGGACUGGGGUUUUCGAAUAGAGGAUAUUCGUCCCGACCUACCCGUUCAGCUGUGGUACGGGAAGCUCGAUACUUUCGUUCCACUCAAUCAUGGUGUGCAAAUAGCCGCACGGUUAGGUGGUAGAGCGCAUCUUAGAGUGGAGGAUGAGACACACGCAAGCAUUUCAGGACAAAGGAUGAAGGGAGAGAUAUUGAGGGAUUUGGUUAGGAGCACGUGAGGCCUGGAUCAAGUCUAUACUGCAUUUGUGUGUCAAGGGAAUCGCAUCUCAGUCAAGUCUAGUUCUUGAGCUAGUCAAUCCAGAUAUCGCCACACUCGUGAAGAACCGCUGAAAUUGUGCGACUCCGCAAAGGGGGCGUCAGACACAGUAAGGUGCGAAGCAGGGCCGAAGGGGAUGAGAUGAUUCAGGCAGCUGAUAAUUCUUCUCCAUUAUACUGUCUUGGUUAAUACAGCUUGCGUCGAUCCAAACAACUCAAGGUUGCUUAGCUCCCGCGUCUGCCAAAGCCACUGCCACAGGUUUCCC
Molecule: messenger RNA, 1382 nt
Organism: Hyaloscypha bicolor E
Lineage: Eukaryota; Fungi; Ascomycota; Leotiomycetes; Helotiales; Hyaloscyphaceae
Product: alpha/beta hydrolase fold protein
Exons: 2
Coding region: 54-1079 (341 amino acids)
Source: RefSeq, a predicted model, not a curated record